Messenger RNA from Cuscuta campestris, 1015 nucleotides. The record is from the annotation of a GenBank genome assembly. Lineage: Eukaryota; Viridiplantae; Streptophyta; Magnoliopsida; Solanales; Convolvulaceae.
GCUGAAUCUCUUGAAACACUUGUUUGCAACCAAGAUUGGCUCUUGGCAAGACGUCGAGCUCAAGAGUCAACGUACCAACUCGAAUCGGAGCAUUACAUGAAUGCAACAACAGAUGGAAGUCCGAGUUCUGAAGAAUAAGUUAUAAUUUUUUUUGUUAAUAGUUAUAGACGGAUUUAAGCAAAUUAGAGGAAUGAGAGCACAAAAAAUAGAGAUCGGGCAAUGCCAUAUAGAUACCAAAAAGCAUAAGCCAUAAAUUAUGGUAGUGUGCAACAUUGGGUGUCCAUUUUUGUCAAGACAUUCCCUUAAAAAAUCUAUUUGAUUUAAGACACAGUAAUGUCGUUAGAAAGGAGUACAAUUGAUAUCGAGACGUGGGAUGGGACCAUUUCAUCUGGAGAGUUCUACUUAUCCAGUUGUUCAUUUGCUGAGAAAUGGAAGAAGUUUAACUCUGCUCUUCCUCAAUGGUCAUGGUGCAGAUGCCCAAAGUUACUUGGGGUCCCUUCAUCUCGAGUAGAAGGAUAUCUAUGUGUGGAUGGCAUAAUUCCUCCUCGCAGGUCUACUAUGGAGGAUAACCAUGAAUGUGAUGAUGGUGGAUUAAAAGAGACCGUUUGCUUGAAGGAAGAGGAGUUUAUUGACAGUGCUGCAUUGGUUCAACCUGAGAUGCAUGAAAGGUGCCACUAUGACUUCCAUGUUGUUUACAGCUUAUCCUAUGGGGUCCCUGUGCUAUAUUUCCGAGCAUACUGGAGCGGUAUGUUUUAAUUCAGUGCAUUUUAUGAUCCAAACAAGUCAUUUGGUUUUAUGGAUUAUAUUCAAGUAUUAAACCCCUCUUAGUCUCUUACUAACCCCUUUGAGUGCUUAUAAUUAUAAAACAACAAGAAGCCCGGCAAAAUCCCACAAAAAGUAGGGUGUGGAAGCGUGUAUAUGUAUACCUUAUCCCUUCUAAAUAGUAGAGAUUUUGUUUCUAAGAGAUCCCCGGCUCAAAUAUAGAAGUACGGACAAAUAAACAACUGUUGCAUGG